UGAGAAAAAUCACGUGGCCUGAUUUAAUCAACUUUCGUAGAUUUGUCUAGUUUUUUUAUUUAUUUCUAUAAACUUUUUGAAACAUACAUUUUAAAUGUAGUGAAGUUUUUAAUAAAAAAAAAUGUUAUUGGUUUCUUACCGAAAUGGCAGAAUAUGUGAUAUUUAUAAAUACGUGUUAUGUAUCUAGAUUAUUGACAUGGAUUUUGCGGCUGUGGACGCUACAAUACAAGCUAUAAUAGGCCGAUCAGAUUUUGUUGGUGGUAUUGAUAACGAAGCACUCGAUUUUUCACAACUUGAAGCAUUUAUAAAUAGCGGUGAUGGUAGUCCUGAAGGACAUACUGGCCCGGCAUCAUAUUUUGCGGAUUCAUUACAAGCUGAUAAUACUGUUGUUGUUAAUGGCGGCGGGAAUAAUGGUGCUCCUGGACCCCCUGGACCUCCGGGUGGUCCCCAACAACCAAAUACAAAUCCUGGAAAUAAUGGUACACAAUCUCCAACUGGUAAUAAUGUUGGUCGUGGUAAAUUGGUUAAUGUUAUUAUUGAUACUAAGAGACAGGGCCAUCAUUUACCCGAAAGUCCACCAGAUUCAGGAUCAGAGCAUCCAUACAGUCCAGCCGAAACAACAGAUCCACAUCCACAACAGUUAGCAACUGAUAUAGCAUUAACAAAUGGCAUAUACACAACACUUAGUCGAGUUACAAACCCAACAAAUACAAAUCCAACAAUGCAACAAACAAAUGGUACAACAUUAUUUAAACAUCAUUCACAACAACCGAAUUCAAACCAACAAGUGAAUAACAACAAUGGAGAGAUGAUAAAUCAAAUGUUAUCAGCACCGGAUCAUAUUUUAUUGGGAAAUCAUCCGACACAACAUCAUCAGAUUCUAACACUUGGAAAUACACCACAAACUGUUAAUAGAUGUUUAGAAACAUCACAGGGGUGUGUUUUAAUACAGACACCGGCCACAGAUGUACAGAGCCAUCACCUACUACAACCAGCAUCACGGCGAGAUCCAAAUAUCGUUGAUAUCGGACAAAAUCGUAAUGAUUAUAAUCGAACUGACUUCAAAUUGCCAUUAGGACAUGAUUUAGACACAGUGAUGAUGCAACAAACACCGGUUGGACCACGUACACCACGCCGAGAUUCAAACUUAACAGAAUUAUCACAAAAUCGCAACGAUUACAAUUCAAAUCGUACCGACUUAAAAAUGACUUUCAGUACACACGAUUUAGAUUCAGUUAUGAUACAAUCACCAAUGGGUCCUCGUGUAACAAUUGGUGCACCGUUGUCACACUCACAAAUGGACGCAAAUUUAGAAAAUAUGCAAGCUGUGUAUACAAAUUUACAGAACGUGUCUAAAAAACGGAAGCUAUCUCAAGAUAUCCCGCUUGUGAAAUCCGAACCAGUUAAUAAUGUAUUUGUAGAAUUAAGUCCCGAUUGUGGAUCUCGACCAACAGCAUGCAGUCCAAUGGACCCAGCUGAAGAGUACUCAUUAGAUGUAAGUGUGAGUGCAAGUGGGGCUGAUUCAAGUGGUGGGCCAGGAUCAACAAACGGGAAUUUAUAUGGUGACGGUUCAUAUCAAUGUAUACAAUUUAAGGAGUUUCAAGAAGGAUCCUGGCAUUUUCUUGCUGAUCAUCAAAAAAAUAUUUUACCGAUUCCAUUUUAUAAAGUGGAUGCCGAUAAAGGAUUUAAUUUUUCAAAUGCAGAUGAUGCAUUUGUCUGUCAAAAGAAAAAUCAUUUUCAAAUUACUUGCCAAAUUCAAUUACGAGGAGAUGCGAAAUUUGUAAAAGUUAACGAAGGACAUUAUGAGGAAAUUGUUAGUUUUCAUUUACAUUUUUAUGGAGUGAAAUAUGAAUCACCAGAUCAAGAAAUUAAAGUAGAACAAAGUCAAAGUGAUCGAUCAAAGAAACCUUUUUAUCCUGUUUUUGUCGACUUAAGUACCGAUCGAAUAACCAAAGUAACUGUUGGAAGACUACAUUUUAGUGAAACAACGUCAAAUAAUAUGCGAAAAAAGGGUAAACCAAAUCCAGAACAACGUUAUUUCCAAUUAGUGGUUGGUUUAUACGCACAUAUUUCAGCUGAUCCAAAAGUUAAACCAUAUCCAAUAACUUUAUUGGCCUCAAAUCGAAUCAUCGUUCGGGCAUCAAAUCCUGGACAAUUUGAAAGUGACAUUGAACCAUGUUGGCAAAAGGGAUCAACUAAUGAAUCAAUAUAUCACGCGGGGAAAGUGGGAAUUAAUACAGAUCGACCUGAUGAAGCUUUAGUGGUACAUGGAAAUUUAAAAUUGACAGGUCAUAUAGUACAACCUAGUGAUUUACGGGCUAAACAAAACAUAAAAGAAUGUGAUACAUCUGAACAAUUAGAAAUAGUUAAAAAUCUACGUUUAGUUCGUUAUGAAUAUCAACCAGAAUUUGCUUUGUAUUCUGGUAUGAGUCGUAAACCCGAUCAUGUUGAUAUCGGUGUAAUCGCACAAGAAGUUGCACAAGUUUUACCCGAAGCUGUUAGUGCUGCAGGAAGUAUUAUUUUGCCAAAUGGAAAAUCUAUAGAUAAUUUUUUAGUUGUUAAUAAGGAACGUAUAUUUAUGGAAAGUGUAGGUGCCGUAAAAGAAUUAUGCAAAGUAACAAAUAAUUUAGAAAAUCGUAUUGAUCAACUGGAGCGAAUGAAUAAACGUUUGAAUAAAUUCAAGCGUGGAGAUAGUUUAAAAUCUACAGCAAGUACAGUUACAACAAAUGGAAAAACGCAACAUAAUCAUUUCCAUACACAGAAAUGCUAUGUGAAGCAACAUAAAUGUUCCAAACGCGAUGAGCCAGAGGAUGAAAUAUGUUCAAAUAAUGUUAUACAAAUAACAAUUGUUGUACUUGUAAUUAUAAUGGCUUUAUGUCUAGCAGCAAUAACAACCUUAUAUUUUAUUGAAUUACAAAACCACAAUCACAAAUACUAUGAUAGGUUAUCGAAGAACUUCAACAAAAUGCAAACAUCACCUUCAUUAACCGAACAACCAUUUACAUCUGUAACAAAUUCCUUACUGAACUUAGGCGUAAGUUAUUUAUCUCAACGAAAUACAGUAACAAAUACAAAAAUUUUACAAAAAACUCGACCGUGGAUCAAAGAUAAUGAAAUCAUUAAUAUAAAUAGUAAUCAAGAAGAUGAAAUUAGAACACGAGCACCAAAUAUUUAUAGUACUGAAUCAUCGAAUUCCUUAUCACAAAAUUUAAAUGUGCCACGUACACCAAUGGCCAUAGGUCGACCAAGUUUUUGUAAUUCAGAUUUAGAAUUGGAGGGGAGCUCCAAUUGCCAAGUGUAUUGUUGUUCACAAGAUUCGAUUGAUACACAUAGUGGGGAGAAUAUUGAAUUGGAUGAUGAACGACAAGCAAAUGAUAAGAAUUUUACUGAUUUGUCGUUAAUUAAUAAUAAAGAGAAAAUUCCUAAGUCGAUUCAUGUGAAUAAUAUUUCACGAAAAGAGAUUCGAGAACGUCGUGAUACUGAUGAUAAAUAUUCAGAUUGGAGUGAUAUUUAUUCGGAUUCAGAAUCAUCAGAGAAUUUUUUCUCUGUUAUAAUUCAAGGGCGGCAUUUUAAUGCAAGUUUAGGAGCUGACUAUUGUUACGAUUGUAACUUACCUAUGAAUUUGACCUACAACGUACCUAUUUCCAAAUAUAUGUCAGAAGAUUAUAUCUAUAUUAAUUUUCAAAAUACACAUGCAAAUAUACGAGAAUUAGAGUUUUGUUAUAACACAGCUCAACACAGUGAUUGUGGCGUACAACAAAACGAUUGGAAUGAACAACAGCAAAUCAGUCAAACAAAGAAUACAAAAGAAUUAUUAUUGUCUCAAAUUGAUGAGAAAAAUGGUUUUCGUACUCAUGGUCGUCGAUUUGAGAUCGAUAUGAUUGGCGUGUUUCGAAAAAUUUUAACAUAUCGUGCAUCACUUUUAACUAAUAAUCAGAAUGUCUGUGAUUUACCAGCAUCUAAAUUAGGCAUUAAUUUCCUUGAGUACAAUUUCAAUUUCUAUCGUGAUUGUGAUGAAUGAAUAAAUAAAAAACUCCUAUCACAAUUCAAAUUUUUUCUAGAUAAAUAUUUUAGAAAUAUUUUCA
Messenger RNA from Chrysoperla carnea, 4085 nucleotides. Its product is annotated as myelin regulatory factor homolog 2. Gene Ontology annotation, molecular function: DNA-binding transcription factor activity; sequence-specific DNA binding. Gene Ontology annotation, biological process: protein autoprocessing; positive regulation of DNA-templated transcription. Bases 197 to 4021 code for a protein of 1274 amino acids. The transcript has 14 exons. Gene Ontology annotation, cellular component: nucleus; endoplasmic reticulum membrane. NCBI's taxonomy places the organism in Eukaryota, Metazoa, Arthropoda, Insecta, Neuroptera, Chrysopidae. The record is from RefSeq and is a predicted model, not a curated record.